Messenger RNA from Choloepus didactylus (southern two-toed sloth), 1500 nucleotides. It is a transcript of the gene TFF2, whose product is annotated as trefoil factor 2. Gene Ontology annotation, molecular function: CXCR4 chemokine receptor binding. NCBI's taxonomy places the organism in Eukaryota, Metazoa, Chordata, Mammalia, Pilosa, Megalonychidae. Gene Ontology annotation, biological process: chemokine-mediated signaling pathway; maintenance of gastrointestinal epithelium; negative regulation of gastric acid secretion. Bases 222 to 1313 code for a protein of 363 amino acids. The transcript has 9 exons. The record is from RefSeq and is a predicted model, not a curated record.
UUUCGCAAUCAGCUGAGGCGUCCAUUGGGCCUUUCUGUGUUUAAGAAACACCUAUGAAUCAGUGGAAAUUACCUGGAAUGGAGACCCUGGACCCUCCUUAGGCAAAUCUUAGCUGGAACUCUUUAAGCAAACAGUGUGCAGAAUAAAACUGAGGCCUGGGACAGGCUCUCAUCCUCGACUCGCGCUCACCUUCGGACCAGAGAGGAGGGAGGCCGGAGCACAUGGAGCACAGGCUGACCUGCAUUCUGGCCGUUGCCCUCCUGCUGACCCUCGGCACCCUGGCGCAGGAACCGACAGAGACGUGCACGAUGCUUCCCCGUGAAAGGCGGAACUGCGGCGAGCCCGGCAUCACGCCCGCGGUGUGUAGAAGCAGAGGCUGCUGUUUUGACAACACUGUUUCCGGAUUCCCGUGGUGUUUCCAUCCUUUGGAGCCUGAAAUUCCAGAAGAAGGCUUUCUGCUCUGUGACUCCUCCAUCGGGGUGUGGCCCCUCCAGGAUGACCACCCUGCCCGGCAGCAGCCUGUCCACACCCAGGGCCCUUCACCCCUGCGGAUCCAGCUGCCCCAUAGCUCCCAAUUCCAGCCCCUGUCUCCUCAGCUCGGGAAUGUAGAACAUUCCCAUGGAGGAGAAAGUGAAGGAUACCAGGCGUUUACUGAAAACGAGCUUGUUAUUGAAAAGCCCACGGAGGGGGGCGGGUCGGAGCCCGGCGGCGCGGCGGCGCCCGCCGAAACUGAAGGUGGUUCCGAGGCGGCGGUGCUCCGGGUCCGAGGGGCUCCAGCGAAACGGCGGCGGUGGCCCCCGAGGCCCCUGAGGGAACUGAGGACGAAGCCAAAGAGGGUUAUAAAGCGCGGCUCACGGUGCGGGGCUGCACCUUCUUCGGAGCUGCACCUUCUGGGGAGCCCUCAGGGUGAGGUCAGUGCCAACAUGAGACUUUGCAGCACCCCUCUGCUGGCAGCGCUCCUCGUCCUGGGGCUGUACAUGCUGGUGGCUGGCCAAAAGCCUUCUGCCUGCCGGUGCUCGCGCAUAACCCCCAAGAGCAGGAAGAACUGCGGCUUCCCGGGGAUCACCAGCGACCAGUGCUUCACCUCGGGGUGCUGCUUUGACUCCAGCGUGCGGGGGGUGCCCUGGUGCUUCACCCCACUUCCAGAGCAAGAGUCGGAGGAGUGCGUCAUGGAAGUGACGGAGCGCGAGGACUGCGGGUACCCGGGCAUCAGCUCCCAACUGUGCGCUGCGCGCAACUGCUGCUUCUCAGACACCACCCCGCAAGUGCCCUGGUGUUUCCACCCUCUCUCCGCGCAAGACUGUCAUUAUUAGAAGGUGCUGACUUCAGAAAGCCCUCUGGCUCGCCGGACAUUCUAAGGGGGAAGAAGGAAACACCAUCUUAUCCAGCUUCAUUCUUCAUGAUUCAAGAAUUCUGGGUUUUCUUAAUCUCCUUUUUAUUCUUUUCAGUGGUUUAAUGUACAAUUUCUUCAAAUAAAGAAAACCUUUAAAAUCUGCUAAA